AUGAUAUCCCGAUUGCAGAGGACAGCGGAAGAACGGAGGCAGAGGGAGAAAGAUCUGAAUUUCGACAAGUCUGUCCAGAUUGAAGUAGAAUUUGACCGUGGGAGACUCCGUCGGCGACAAAGUAGUCCCCUUGAGUUUCCGGCGGAUGGCGGUUCCCUGCACUCCUUUUCCCAGGCGCUCUCUUUAGGGUUUAUACUAUCUGAGAAGGAGGAUGGGCUUCAAGUGGAGGAGCAGGAUAUCGCUGUUGGUGUUAAAAAAUGUGGGCUAAGUCUGAUUGGCAAGAUAUUCGGGGAUAAAAAGACUAAUUCCAGUGGCCUCAAGGUGACAUUGGGUAACAUCUGGGUGACAUCAAAACCUUUCUCCAUUAGGAAUCUUGCGCAAAGCAUGUUUCAAUUCAUCUUCCAACUAGCAGAGGACAGGGAUAAAAUUCUCCUCGGCAAGACCUGGUCUUUUGAUGACCAGUAUAUUCUACUCAAGGAGUGGACCCCGGAUCCUCCUCUGUUUGUGGAAGAAGACAAGAGGAUCAAGGGGGUGGGGGUUGAGGACACUCCACCUAGGAGUGGGUCUUCCCCUAUAGGUCAGGAGAUUGGGGUUAACUGUAUUGGUGGGAGUGGUAGCUCUAAGAUUGGGAAAGAACCUGAAAACUUUGUAGCUACUACACCUCAUCCUAUCCCUGUUACACAUCCCCCAGAUUUGGUCUCUGAUGAUAAUUUGGUGGAUGUCACUAUUCAGCCUGUGUCCAUUGGGCAAAGAGUUGCCAUCACAGAAGGGAACUCCUAA
Striga hermonthica is the source of this 780-nucleotide messenger RNA. Lineage: Eukaryota; Viridiplantae; Streptophyta; Magnoliopsida; Lamiales; Orobanchaceae. The record is from the annotation of a GenBank genome assembly.